Salvelinus sp. IW2-2015 is the source of this 865-nucleotide messenger RNA. Its product is annotated as tumor protein p53-inducible protein 11. The record is from RefSeq and is a predicted model, not a curated record. NCBI's taxonomy places the organism in Eukaryota, Metazoa, Chordata, Actinopteri, Salmoniformes, Salmonidae.
ACCCCACUGUUUGCAAACCCCAUAGAGCAGCAACUCAAAAGCUGCUGUUCAAAUACCAGUGAAAGGAAAACUCUGGAUUGUCUUCGCUUUCUAGACUGUGAGUUCUGCAGGGUGCCAUCACGGCAGGAUAUCUGUCCGGAGAAGGGCAUUGCAUUCUGGGUUAGGAGCUAGGUGUGGACCCCACUCCCAGACCCUCCAGAUUCCUAUAUUUGAGUUAUUGUGCCAUGGCCUCUAAGCCACAUCCUCCUCUAAUGAAGAAACACAGUCAGUCAGAUCUGGUGAGCCGGCUGAAGACCAGGAAGAUACUGGGGGUCGGAGGAGAGGACGACGACGGAGAGGUGCAUAGGUCGAAGCUCAGUCAGAUGCUGGGGAAUGACAUCAAGUAUCAGGUGCGAGAGCCUGUUGGUCUAAGGCUGUGGAUCGUCAUCUCUGCGUUAACCUUCACAGUUAUGGCCUUGAUGGCCCUGGUGUGUCCCAACCAGCUCUAUGAGGUGGUGUUUGAAGAAGAGAUCAACAAGACCAGCAUCUCCAUCAGGCUCUAUGGAGGAGCACUACUCAGUCUGUCCCUCAUCUUGUGGAAUGGAGUGUAUGCACAAGAGAAGGUCAUCCUUCAAUGGACUCUGCUCAGUGAAGCAUGCUACUUUGCUGUCCAGUUUAUAGUUACGUCGGUCACUCUGGUGGAGAUGGGCUCGUUUCCCAACGCUGCCAUCCUCCUCCUCCUCAGCCGGGUGCUCUUCCUCCUGGUCACUCUCUUCUAUUACUACCACCUGGGGAGAGGACGACCCAAGAAGAUCUGAGAGGAGGGAGGGGAGGAGAGAGGACGGCCCAAGAUGAUAUGAGAGGAGGGAGGGGAGGAGAGAGGACG